Messenger RNA from Botrytis deweyae, 351 nucleotides. RefSeq lists its product as uncharacterized. The transcript has a single exon. Bases 1 to 351 code for a protein of 116 amino acids. NCBI's taxonomy places the organism in Eukaryota, Fungi, Ascomycota, Leotiomycetes, Helotiales, Sclerotiniaceae. The record is from RefSeq and is a predicted model, not a curated record.
AUGGUGAUGGUGAUGGUGAUGGUAGAAAAGGAGGAGGGAAGGAGAGCGGAGGGAGAGAGAAGGGAGAAAGGAGAAAAAAAAAAAGAGACAGGAAGAAGAAAGAAACAGAAGAAAGAAAGAAAGAAAAAGGAAACAGAAAGAAACAGAAGAAAGAAAAGAAAGAAAAAAGGAAAAAGAACGAAAGAAGAUAAAGAAAGAAGAAAAGAAAGAAGGAAAAGAAAGAAGAAAGAAAGAAGAAAGACAGCACGAAGAAAGAAAGAGAAGAAGAAGAAAGAAAAAGAAAGAAACAAGAAAGAGACGACAAGACGACGAAAGAAGCAAGCCCGCAUCCCGCCAGACAGCCAAAGAUAA